CCUCACCCUACAUACUGCAAAGACCUUUACAACAACAGACUCCAUACAGACAGGAAGCAAUCAGAAGGUUCUGAAACAGACAGUUCCAGUGUGGAGAGGCUGUGAAGGAGGACAGGAUGAGGGCACUGCUGUUCUCCCUGGCUUUGCUGGCCUCUCUGCAGGCUUUCCAGGCCGCCUCUGGUCCCAAUCCAAAAGCUGUAUCAGCGGACACUCUCAAACGACUGUCUUUAGAAGGAGAGAAGCUUGUGGAUGAGGAGGUAAGGAGAGCCCUCUAUGGUGUUAAGCAGAUGAAAGAGGUGAUGGCCAGAAACGAGGAGAAGCACGAGCACCUGAUGAAGUCCCUCCGGAACAGUGGAGAGAAGAAGAAGGGGGCAGCAGAGAUGGCUGAGGAUGUGGUAAAGAAGUUGGAUGAGGCAGAGCAGCACUGUAAGGACAGUCUGAAGUCUGCCUGGGAGGAGUGCAGGCCCUGUCUGGAGGACACCUGCAAGAACUUCUACACCAACAGCUGCCGGCGCGGCUUCGCCACAUUCUCCAAUAAGCUAACAGGCUUCUUCCGCAGGGUGAGUGCCCGCUUUGGCUCGCGAGAUUCUCGGGAUGAGCUUGAAAUGAACCAGAGUGAUGGGAGCCCUGAACUGGAUGCUGUGAAGAUCGAGGAGUCGUUCAGCUCCCUGCUGACUAAGGUGGGCAACCUGGUGAACCGUAGCAUGGUGCUGGUGUCCCGCUUCCAUAGGCAGCUGGACCAGGCGCUGCGGAAGGCCUUCGUUCCAGAGCUUCAGGAGGCGGAGGACAGUGUGGCGCUCAUCCCUAUGCCUGGAGAUGACCUGGACUCUGCCUACCUGCAAGGUGUGGGCUUGGAUGACGUGCUGGAAUCCUUCUUUGACUUUGGAAGGAGUUUGACGGAGGAGUUCAGUGCAGUGGUCACCCAGGCGUUUGGCAACGUGCACAGCGCAUUGGAGGAGGCAGAGAAAGAAAGAGAGAAGCAGCUGUUUCCAGUGUUCUUCCACAAGAGGAAGCUCUGCAGAGAUCUGCGCAGACAGUCUGCAGAGUGCUGGCAGCUCCAGAACAAGUGUGAAGCCUGCCAGGGAACCCUGCUCGCUGAGUGUCCGAGUGUACGGGAGCUGCACGUUGAGCUAGACGAGGUGUCGGAGCUGCUGGAGGUCUCUAAGCAGCAGUAUGAGGAGGUGCUGGGCAUCGCGCAGCGUCACACCGAGGACACUGUGGGCUGGCUUAACAACAUGGCUGCAGAGUUCGACUGGGUGGCUGAGCUGGUCCACGACAACACCACGCCAGAGAACAUCUUCAGCAUCACCAGGGUGGUGACUGAAGAGGAUGCUAACAUGCCAGCAGCAGAAACCAAGGUGGAGGUGAACAUCCUGAACGCUCCACCUCUUUCCCUCAGUGUGCCUGCAGGACUGCAGCUACAGGACCCCGCCUUCAUCCAGUAUGUGGCUCAUGAGGCUCUGGGGCUGUAUAAGUCCAGGCAGGAAGAUGCUUGA
Astyanax mexicanus (Mexican tetra) is the source of this 1496-nucleotide messenger RNA. RefSeq names its product clusterin-like 1 (retinal) (gene clul1). NCBI's taxonomy places the organism in Eukaryota, Metazoa, Chordata, Actinopteri, Characiformes, Acestrorhamphidae. The coding region runs from base 117 to 1496 and encodes 459 amino acids. The record is from RefSeq and is a predicted model, not a curated record. The transcript has 9 exons.